Molecule: messenger RNA, 642 nt
Organism: Paramecium sonneborni
Lineage: Eukaryota; Ciliophora; Oligohymenophorea; Peniculida; Parameciidae
Source: the annotation of a GenBank genome assembly
AUGUAUAGGAGAAAGAAAUAAUGUCGAAUAUGCAAUAAAGAACAUUAAUCUAGGCUAAAAGGAUUCCUAUCUUAUCCAAAGCACUUAUUAUUUGGAAAAUUACCAAAUUAUUUUAAAAGAUUAACUUAAAAGUUAAACGAAAAAUAAAUAUAGAUCGUUAACAUUUCAGAUAAUCAUAUAUGUUAUAUAAUUGAUUAUGAUAUAUGCGAUGGUUGCUGGUAAUUCAUGUAUUAAGGAUUUUAAUGUCGUAAAUGCAAUACAUUUAACUACAAUUACAAGCAAGAGAAGAAAUAAUGUUGCUUAUGUAACGCUCUCUAUUGCCAAAAAUGCGACAGGAGGGUUGAAUUAUUUUCCCAAAGUGGAUUGUGUUCAAUUUGCUAAAUGCGUCAUAUAGAGAAUAUAAAAUCGAUAAAGUAUUUGUUCUCUAUUUUUGUGAUUUGGAUGUUUCCUUGCUUUGCAUUUAAACACCUCUUUACUAAACUAAUUGAAACAUUUGAUAAAUUUUAGUAUACAAAUUUCUAAAAAAUGAUGUGUUUUUCAUCAUUUAUCUUAAUUUUUCCUUUGGUAUAUAGUAUAUGCGUAAUUGGGCUUACUAUUAUUUUAAUUCAAAGAUUAUUUAAUAAAUUGGCAACGUUAAUAUGA